AAGGCCCAAACAGGGAUGGCCUCAACCCAUCUUCGUUGACUCCCAUUAUAUACCUCCCAAACUCGAUGCCAUCAAUCUCUGUCCCAUCAAUCCAAUUAUGGAAGCAGACUUCUUCUCCUCUCCCGCAAUGGUCGCCUUCGACCCCCUCAUCCACAUCCAAUCCCUCUACUUCGAUCUCUCCAUCCUCCACGACAAAAUCCAUCAACUUCAAUUCCUCAUCGGCAGCCUUACCUCCCCCGACGCCAACGCCGUCAUCCAGGACAUGAUCUCCGUCGCGUCUGCAAUUCUCUCAACUCUCCAGCAGCUGGCGUUCUGUUCCCCCGCCGCACCCGCUCCACAAACUCAUGACAAUUGCCGCAGCGCGCGCGCUCCGCAGCCGGGACACGACGUGGUCGAGAUUGACGCGGGCGCGCUGUUAGCCAAAUACACGCACUACUGCCACGUGUGCGGGAAGGGGUUCCGGCGCGACGCGAACUUGAGAAUGCACAUGCGGGCGCACGGAGAUGCGUAUAAGACGAGGGAAGCGCUGACCAAAGGAGGAGGAGGAGGGAUUUCGCAUCGAGGGGAACAGAGCGCGAGUGCUGCGGGUAAGAACAAGUACUCGUGCCCGCAGGAAGGGUGUAGGUGGAAUUGGAAGCACGAGAAGUUCCAGCCGCUUAAAUCGGUGGCGUGCGCGAAAAAUCAUUAUAAGAGAACUCAUUGCCCGAAGCUUUACGUGUGCAGCCGGUGCGGGAGCAAGGAGUUUUCGGUGCUUUCGGAUCUGAGGACGCAUGAGAAGCAUUGUGGAAACCCGAGAUGGCGCUGCUCGUGCGGCACGACUUUCUCGCGCAAGGAUAAGCUUUUGGGCCACGUGGCGUUGUUUGUUGGGCAUGUGCAGGUGCCGGAAGGUGAUGCUUUUGAUGUGGGGCGGCAGCAGGACUUGCAGUGGAUUGCUGGGAACUGGGAUGGAAGGGAUGAUCAUUCUCUAAAUUGACGAGGUCACGGGCAUGUGCAUGGAAACAUCUAUACAUAGCACAGAAUUUGUAUGUGUUUACAUAUGUCGUGCCUCAUUCAAACUUUA
Phalaenopsis equestris is the source of this 1060-nucleotide messenger RNA. Its product is annotated as zinc finger protein STOP1 homolog. Bases 98 to 973 code for a protein of 291 amino acids. The transcript has a single exon. NCBI's taxonomy places the organism in Eukaryota, Viridiplantae, Streptophyta, Magnoliopsida, Asparagales, Orchidaceae. Gene Ontology annotation, biological process: response to aluminum ion; response to acidic pH. The record is from RefSeq and is a predicted model, not a curated record.